AUGGACUACAAGAACACAAGACUUACACUAUACUCCUACUUCAGAUCCUCCUGCUCCGCAAGAGUCCGAACAGCUGCUUGCCUCAAAGGAAUUAAGCUGCAUUACGAAUAUGUGAACCUGCUGAAGGGCGAGCAGAGUGCCGACGUCUACACUCGCCUCAAUCCGGCCGGCACUGUCCCGACACUCGUUGUCGAGUCACCAGAUGGCUCAAAUUUCCUUAUUCGCCAAUCUGUAGCCAUUCUAGAAUUCUUCGAAGACGCAUUUCCAGGAAAUACGCCUUUGCUUCCCUCUGCAGGACAGCCUCUGCUCCGAGCUAAGGUUAGAGACCUAGUCAACAUCAUGGCUUGCGAGUUUCAGCCAAAGACGAAUCUGUGUGUCUUGAAGCGAGUUGCAGGAUUUGGUGUUUCGUCGCCAGACUGGUGCAAGGAGCAGAUGGUUCCAGCACUACUUACAUUUGAGAGUGGUAUGCAGGAACACGCCGGAAAGUACUGUGUUGGUGACUCCAUAACGCUCGCUGAUGUUGUUUUGGCGCCGGCAGUGGAGGGGGCCUUGAGAUGGGGAAUCGAUCUGCAGCAGUUCCCACAGAUCCAGAGAGUCUAUGAUAAUAUCCGAGUUGUUCCGUCCUUUGUGGAUGCCGAUUGGAAGCAUCAAGCGGACACCCCUGAGACUCUGCGGGCUUGA
Molecule: messenger RNA, 681 nt
Organism: Neoarthrinium moseri
Lineage: Eukaryota; Fungi; Ascomycota; Sordariomycetes; Amphisphaeriales; Apiosporaceae
Exons: 1
Coding region: 1-681 (226 amino acids)
Biological process (GO): glutathione metabolic process; L-phenylalanine catabolic process
Cellular component (GO): mitochondrion; cytoplasm
Molecular function (GO): maleylacetoacetate isomerase activity; glutathione transferase activity
Source: RefSeq, a predicted model, not a curated record